UCCCAGCAUGCUUUAGUUAUGCCAGCCUAUCUUUCAACAUGGCGCUGCGAUUAAUUUCUCUGCAAUGUGGAUUACAAGUCCAGAAGAGAAAACUGGCUUUCUUGUUACAGCGGGUCAGCUCAUAUCAUGUUUUAAAGCAAGACAUUGAACAGAAACGCACGCAGCACUGCCGAAGACAAACAAAAUUUCAGGAUGUACAUUCGUGGCAUAAAACGGAAAAAAGGUUUUGCUGGCAUGGACAUGCAGGUGGAGGUCUAAAUGCUGAUCCAAAAAAUGUGCUAAAAGAAGUAAACACUGGAAAGAUUCUGUCAGCAAUGUUUUCCUAUGUAUGGCCAAAGGACAGACCUGAUCUGCGUGCCAGAGUUGUAGCAUCUUUGGGGUUACUUGCAAGUGCUAAGGUAGGCAAAAAAAAAAUGAAAUCUAUGAAAAUCUUCUCCAAUAUUGGCAGUAUAAGUAAAAAUGGAGGAGAUACCUAUGUAUUUGCCCAGAGCAAAUGGCAGUGGCCUGUAGGAUUAAUGAAAAGCACAAUUGUAAGGUUGCUUUUUCGGUUUUAUGAACCCCAGAAUGGAAAUAUCUACAUAGCUGGUCAGAAUAUAAAAGAUGUCAGUCUGGAAAGCCUAAGAAAAAUAAUUGGAGUUGUUCCACAGGAUUCUGUUCUGUUCCACAACACAAUCUUUUACAACCUUCAAUAUGGAAACAUUCAUGCCUCCCCAGAAGAAGUGUAUCAAGUGGCAAAAUUAGCAGGAAUUCAUGAUGCCAUUUUAAGAAUGCCUCAUGGAUAUAAUACACAAGUGGGAGAGAGAGGUCUGAAGUUAUCAGGAGGAGAAAAACAGAGAGUUGCUAUAGCCAGAGCUAUUUUGAAAAAUCCACCAAUACUUCUGUAUGAUGAGGCCACAUCUUCUCUCGAUUCCAUCACAGAAGAGAAUAUUCUUACUGCAAUGAAAGAGAUGGUUAAAGAUCGUACAUCUAUUUUCAUCGCUCACAGACUCUCAACCAUUGUAGAUGCUGAUGAAAUUAUUGUUUUGGAUCAGGGCAAAGUUGCAGAGCGAGGCACUCACUGGUCUCUAUUGAGUAAUCCCAAUAGUCUGUACACUGAACUGUGGAACACACAGAACAGCAAGAUACUUAAAAACAACAAUCAGCCAAAUGAGAACUUCGAGCGAAUGUCAGUAAAGGAAGAAGAACGAAAAAAGUUGCAAGAAGAAAUUUUGAACAGUGUAAAAGGCUGUGGAAACUGCUCUUGUUAAGCACUGGCAUGAGAAAAUUGGGACUCACAAAAUUAAGAAAAAUAUUUGUUAGUUAAGUUCCAGUGUUUCCAGCUCCUUUGAAAAUCUGUAAGAAAGUACUCGUAUCAUGAAAGAUGUGAUGAUCAUUGUAUAAUUAUUUUGUCAAACAGCCCAUUUUUCAGAUGUGUAUUUUGUUAAGUAACAAAAUUAUUUGGGUGUAUUUUAUUAUAUUGGUAUAGAAUCUAUACAAUAACAUUUUUACAUAAUGAAAUGAUACAUUGUUGAAUAUUCUUACCAAAAAUUAUGAAAUUAUAUUCAGUAAAUUAAGCAGCUUUUCUUUAUUCAUUAUUUUACAGUUGACUAAAAUACAAAGACAAGUUGUUUUGUUAGCCAAUGUUAAUUUAAAUGUGUAGCAGUGCAAAAUCAGUAACAGAAAACAGAGGAAUCUUCCAUUUUUAUAAAGGCAAAGUUUGUAAGGUUUGUCUUAUGAUUGGUUAUCUUUUGAAGGUGAGAAAUGUUUAGUCAUUUGAGAGUAAGCAUCAAAAUAUCUUCUUAAUGCUUACUGCAGUUACCCUGAUGAGGGUCUCUGUGGUGACAUAAUGAACUUCACAAACCAGGCAACUCUGUCCUCAGUAACUUUGUCCAUCUCCUAUUUUGGCAUUCCUUGAUAUUCCCUGAUGAGUUGAGAGAUAGACUCUGUCCAACAUGACAAGGUUCUGCGUGUGGGUAUAACUCUCAAUGGACCAAGCAUCUUAAUUAUCUGCUCAAACUUCCCCAACUGAUUUCUGUCUUUCUGAAAAGGCAGUUCUGUGUGUAGGGACUCCUUAUUUGAUGAUCUCUUCAACCUGUCAUAUACUGUAGAACAAGCCUAGCAACCAAAAAGAUACCUCAUUUUAGCCACUGUUCUGGCAAUCUUGUUCUUUUGGUCAAGACCCCGAUCUUGCGACUCUCACAAGAUGAGGUUAAUGAUGAAGACACAGACUGGUAACUUGAAAGUUUUGUCCAAAGUUAUAUCUCCCUUUUCAACGUUAUAUUUUAGUACAGAAUCAACAAAGCUGCCACUGCACCAAUUUUUUGGUCAGUCAUUUGAUCAUGUGUGCCUCCACUUUAAAACAAUAACUUUGGUUACUUGAACUGCUCCAAAUGGGGUAGCUACUCAAUGCUUUGUCUUAAAAGGAAUGGACACUCUUUUCUAUGAGAGGGUAGUGACGACAGAUAUUAAGGUGCUAAUUCUCAUCACACGUAACUGCUAACUGUUUUCACUGUACUCUCAAUAUCGGUUUCAUGAAACCAAAGGGAAGCAUCUGCAAAUAGCAGACAUACAGCCUUUAGUGUCCCAAACUUGACAAUCUGCUAUCCUUGUCUGUGUAUCGAUGACCUGUUUGUGAAAAGAUGAGCAGAAAUGGAAAUAAGACAUUAAUUUGGGGAAGUCCAGUGCCAAUACUGAAUGGACUUUGCUUAACUCAAAGUAUGCAAACGUAACUUUCUCUUUAUAAAUACAAGGACUAAAUGGCACACAACUGUGAUACCACGACUACAUACUUGCAAACUAUGCUCUACAAGAUACUAAGGUGUAUAUGUCAUUAUAUCCUCAACGUGCAUGAAGAAAAGAUUGUUGUAUUGCCAGGUCUCCUCAAGUACAUGUGUAAGGAUAAAGAAUUAGUACAGUUUUACUUAGUUGGUAUGAAAUAUGUUUUGCUUCUCCUGGAUCUGAGAUUCAUCCAAAAAUUAAGUCUCUUUCCAGUCUCCAAUCAAGUGUAGAGUUUCCAGGAGUGGCAGAGUAUAAAUACUCGAUAUAUGACACACCUCUUGUUCCUGGCCUCUUCUAAGAUGUAGGAGAAGCUGCUCUGGAAGUGAAAAAUGAAUUCAUUAUAAACAGUGACAUCAACUCCUUAUUACCAGCACACUCUCACUACCUGUUAUGGUCUUUCAUGCCUGUCCAACAAGUGCUACAUCUCUUUUUACGUAAGUGUCCUGAACAUUCAGCAUCAGAUCUAAGGAUACAUUGUCCAAGUUGAUCAUUAAUCUUUGUGCCAGCUACUCUGGUAACAGAAACCUUGUGAGAAUUUCGUGUAUUUGAACACGGUGAUUCUUGUGGACAAUCCCAGCAUGACUAUAAAGUCAACAGAGAGUACCAUUCCAGCACUGAAUUAAAUAUCUGUAAAAAGGCAGAAUCCUCUGGGCAGUUAUUUGAUACAUUCAAAAUUUUGUUCUCUAACUGAAUACAUUGAAACAACCAUCUUGUCAACUGGAACAAACUUUAUGCACCCAGUCACCCACACACUCUGCAAAUCCCUGCACCCAUUGUUGGUGAAUACCAGAGUAGAAAAGUAAUUUCCCUCAUUUGAAAUGUCUGAUUCCAGAGACAAUUGUGCAAGUCCAGCUACAAAUUUUUUAAUCAUCUGAAUGACUUUGGAUUUCUGCCCUACCAGAGAUGAUGUUUCAUAUCUUAAGAGCCAGUUUCCAUUACUAAGGUCUACUGUGUCAGGAUCAGUCCCAUUCUUCCUGCCUCCCACUCUUCCAUGCCAUGCAAUUGACAUUUCAAAAGAAGUUCAUCAUUAACCUGAUGAGUUGUAUGUCCAUAUAGUGAAUCCAUGCUGCAUUUUGGACUGAGGUUGACUGUAAACAGCAUUCCCAGGCCUGACUUUGGAUAUGUUUGAUUUAAUUGGAAUUGUCAUGAGGAUCCUUUAUUGGUUGUUCUUUAUCUGGCCCUUUCCAUUGGAGAAAUUUUAAAAAGCAGACAUCUUUAGGCAGUGUAGAACACAUGUCCCCCAACAACACCAAGGUCACAAUCCUAGGAAGAGAUUAGCUUAAUGGUUUGGUGUUGGGGUACAUUUUAGGUAUAAGUGGAAUUUUUCUAUUGUGACGUUCCUCUGGUUUAAAACAAAGAGAUGAUGCUCUGAUGGUGUGAGACACACAAAAAUAAUUACAACUGGGAAUAUUAAAUGCAGUCUCUAGAGCAAAACAAAUAAUGCACAUAAAUAUCUACUUCACACAAGCAGUAUUUAAAAUAUGUUUUAACUUUUUAUGAAUAUUGGUUUUCUCUUACACGGAAUUCAAAUGAAAUUUUGUCACAUACAAAUUAUAAAUACAGUGCAAUAUAUGGUAAAAUGCUUAAUUGCUCAACUCAUAUGAUGGUGCCUUGAGACAAAUAUAAAGGGACAAUAGCAAUAUAUAACUAUAAAUUCAAAAGUCAUUAAUAAAAUUAUAUAUAUUUAGUAAUACUAAGUAAUACUAAUAAGUAAAUUGAUGACUUUAACAAUAUGAGCGAGUCAACAAUAGGGCAUUGUGUUUUUCUAGACCCGCUCCUUAUUAGACUUGCAGGUGGACUGUGGGGGGGAAAAAAGCUCCUUCUCCGUCUCUCUGAACUGGGCUUUAGGCAGCAGUAGCACUUACCUGACUGCAGCGAAGAAAAGACCCCGUGGCUGGGUGGCUGGUGUUACGGAUCAUUUUCUUUGCUCUGGUUUGACAUCAAUUGGUGUAGACGUCCCGGAGGUUGGUGAGUGCACAUUUUAUUAUUUGGUAAAUUGUCUGUAUGUAAAAAAAAAAAGUGCCUCGCUAUUGCUCUGAAUAUAUUAAAAGUUCAAAACUCCUUUAAUCACAUUAAAAUACCAUUACGUCCAGUUCUGACAGACCUUAAAGUCCUACUGUCUACUACACUACUUGGUAAUCGAUUUCAUGUGUCUUUGGUUGUGUGCAUGAAGAAAAACAUCCUAAUGUUUAUAUAACCAGAAAAAUUAAUAAAACAUUAUUUUGGCA
This is a messenger RNA of Polypterus senegalus (gray bichir), 4985 nucleotides long. RefSeq names its product ATP-binding cassette sub-family B member 7, mitochondrial-like. NCBI's taxonomy places the organism in Eukaryota, Metazoa, Chordata, Cladistia, Polypteriformes, Polypteridae. Gene Ontology annotation, molecular function: ATP binding; ATPase-coupled transmembrane transporter activity; ATP hydrolysis activity. The transcript is spliced from 9 exons. Bases 39 to 1247 code for a protein of 402 amino acids. The record is from RefSeq and is a predicted model, not a curated record. Gene Ontology annotation, cellular component: mitochondrial inner membrane. Gene Ontology annotation, biological process: transmembrane transport; intracellular iron ion homeostasis.